This is a messenger RNA of Nyctereutes procyonoides (raccoon dog), 2285 nucleotides long. RefSeq names its product islet amyloid polypeptide (gene IAPP). Gene Ontology annotation, molecular function: hormone activity. Gene Ontology annotation, cellular component: extracellular region. The coding region runs from base 847 to 1116 and encodes 89 amino acids. The record is from RefSeq and is a predicted model, not a curated record. NCBI's taxonomy places the organism in Eukaryota, Metazoa, Chordata, Mammalia, Carnivora, Canidae. The transcript has 9 exons.
CUUAAAUUUUUUUACUUACCUUACACGCUUUUUCAGAAAUCUAUUAGAUCAUGUUUUCCACAAAAAGGAAUGAGAGUAAAAAGGAAAGGAGAAGAUAUGAUAUCCAGGAUAAAAGUUAACUGAAUGGAGAAAAGAGUCUACCUUGUAAGUAGAAGAGAAGUCAGCACCUACAUUGUUUCAUAUGGACAGUGCCCCACCAAGUACAACCACACUGGCCUCUCUAGGUUUCUAAAAUCCCCAUCACCAAAGCCAUCCAUGUUGAAGGUAUUAUCUCUAAAAAGCCACCGUUUCAAAUCCACUUCCAUUUUUGAAAGAAGAAAGGAAGAGACUUCUCUGCACAUAAGGGUCAUCUGACUGCAGGAAUCUCUAUAUUGAUUGGGUCCUCUCAGUAAGGGUGCUAACAGCUGUGUGUAGGGUUGUUUGAACAUCAAAUGAGAUAUUAUACAAAACGUCCUAAGAAAAUGCCGGACAUAGAGCUGAUUCUGGCUCACCAAACUCCCCUUUCCUGCUGGCUCCUGAAAGAUCAACAAGCAUUUAUUGAAUGUGUACUUACUAAGUGCCAGGAAUUUAGGGUGUUUCCCUGCAUUGGUUAUUGUGACUAUGCUGCAAUGAACAUGUGCAGAUAUCUCUUCAAGGGAUAGAAAUUUAUGACAGUCUCUUUGAACUGCCUGAUGUCAGAGCUGGGAAAGGUGGUGAAGUAUAUAUAAGAGCUGGGUUACUCAUUGGCAAGUGGGGGACAAAUACUCCAGUGGAUGAAAGCUUGGGAUUGUUCCUGAAGCUUUCUUACCAUUAGAGGCAUUCUCUGAUAUACUGACACUCAAACAUUAAAAGUAAAUUUGAGAAACAAUGUGCCUCCUGAAGCUGCCAGUAGUUCUCAUCAUACUCUCGGUUGCAUUAAACCAUCUGAAGGCUACUCCCAUUAAAAGUCACCAGAUGGAAAAGCGGAAAUGCAACACUGCCACGUGUGCGACUCAACGCCUGGCAAAUUUCUUGGUUCGUACUAGCAAUAAUCUUGGUGCCAUUCUCUCACCUACCAAUGUGGGAUCCAAUACAUAUGGCAAGAGAAACACAAUUGAGAUUUUAAACAGGGGACCAUUGAAUUACUUACCACUUUAGAGGUCAACGCACCCCUAUCAUUCUUACUUUCAUGUAUAAAAAUAUUCUAGUGAUUUCCUGUGUAAGUUAACAUUAGCAUGAACAUAAGUUUUAAUGUACUAUGUUUGUUAGCAGUACAUAUAAAUUGUUAUGGUAAGAAUUGUUUUAAAUUUAUUGCUAAUUAAGACCCCAUAAUAAAAAGUCAAUGUCUUUAAAAAUGAAAUGUUCUUGCUAUAGAUAUUUAUUUUGAAGACAUAUUAAAAAGUCAUUCUUUUGCCUAUAUCUUUAUGAUCUGAGUUUGAGAACAAAAGAGAAAAUAGUAUUUGGAAACUUGGUAAAUUGUAAACAGCAGAGAGUGAAGUUAGGCACAUUAAAAGUCAACAAUUAUAAGGACCCUUGUUAAGCAAUUCUUUUUUGCAUUGGAUUUCUCAAAUGUUUAGAUAAAAUGCUAUUUAAAAAAUAAUUAAUUUUUGCUCCUGACUCAGUCAAAAUAUUUUUUAAAUUAUAUUCUUUGCUGUAUUGUUGGUAUUAGAGGUUAUUUAAGAAUAUAAAGGCAAUUUGUGUUUAUGAGGGUUUCAUUGUGUGUUGUCAUUUGAUGACCUUUUAUUAAACAUAAAUGCCCUUUUUUCUGUUCAAGUGGCUUACAGCAAACCUCGGUCAUACUCUGAUGCAGGAUAUUGCAAAGGCAACUUGUGUUCCUCUUAAUCAUGUAUGUCUUCAGUUAAAAGACCACAGAGUUAUAUAUUUUAUGGUAACUUAUUUUGUUUGUUAAACUAAUUGGACAUUUCUGGCAGAGGUUACAUGUGUGUGAUACACUUUUCUUGAAGAAAACUGUUGAAUUGGACAUGAAAUGUAAUGUUUCCUCUAAUUCUCAUUCUUACAGGGGUUCUUGUUUUAUCCUGACCAUGAUUUAGUCACCUUUGGAAGUAGCAUUAACCCAGAAAAACUGCUAUCAUGUUGUGUUAUGCCAUUCCUAAAGACACUAAACUUGUAUUUAAAAAAAAUAGAAAAAAAAUCUCAUUUUUAAUGGGAAUCUAACUUGUUAACUUGACUUAUACACUAAAAUUUCCCCUUAUGAAGUGUGCCUUAGAUUACCAUAUUUUAGUUGUGUCUGUAUGAGUGUAUAGCAACAGAUGAUAUUUAUAAUGAUUUUAUGUCAUAAGUUGCACGUUAAAAUAAAUGAAUGUAUA